GUGAGAUGCAAGGCCGCCAACAGCGCCUGCCCCUUGACUCUCGCUUGGACGUAAUCAUUAAUCUUCACGUUCCUCAUCUGCAAUCCAGCUUCCCGAUCUGCACGAUUGCUCAGUUUUCCGACGAGGAACAUGUGAAUGUGAUUCUUACCUGUAUCAGCCGCUCAGACUAAUCAGACGUCUCGGCUGGGUGGGGCUUUGCGGCGCGGUGCUGCGGGUGUGUGAUCGCGCACCCGGAAGUCAUCCGCUGGGGUCGGGAUUGGCGCCAAGGCAGCCACCUCGCAUGGGAAGAUGGGUCGCACACAGCGAUGCAGUUCAGUGCUGCGAUUCCUGUGCCGCGAGCUGGUGAUGUUUUAAAAGUUUCGGGCCCCCGGCCCAACCCAGAUUCUCUCGUCCUGCUCAAUCCCGUCCCAACUCACAGCAAGAGAGACGACCACGGGAGCGAACACAGACUGAAAGCCAUGGCCACAGCCUCAUCCCCGUCCGGUGCGACCGCGGCUGGCCCCGCACCGUCGGAAGCGCCCACUGCCCGGGUUUCCCCGUCUAACACGAUGGAUACGCCCUUUGAGGGUUUAGCGAUGGAGUUCAUUGAUGACCUCGAGGUCGUGCCGGUCGACUACUCGGAGAAGCGGAAGCCGCCGCGGAGGUUUCUGAGGGCCAGGGAGGGCAAAAAGCAGUACCUGCCCGGCCAGCCACGCAUACGCCUCGACAACAAGCCCAGGGGCGAUGCGGACAGCAACACGGAUCUGCUCGACUACCUGCACCAUUCCCACAACACCGACCAGCUCAAUGAGCUCCUCCCGUUCAUGCGGUAUAUCUUUGUACAGACACCCUCGCACAUACACAUCAACCCGUUGCAUCACCAGAGUUCGCACGAGCGCAAAAUCAAGGUGACGGAAAGCUCGGGCCUCCACCUGGUCUGGUACUACGAGAUCAUCUUCAUCAAGCCGGUGCCCGCGUACUUCUACUCGCAGGCCUUCUGGGACUACAUCGAGCACGCCCGUCCAGAGAUUUACAGCGCGUGUCUCGGCUUCAUGCGGAGCUACGAACGUCUCAUCCAAUACGAGAUCGACUUCCAGCUGGCCUGCGAGACUCGCCUGAUCCCCAAGAAGGGCAAUGGCGAGCUCCCGACCUACGAGGAGUGGUGCGAGUUCAUCCGGCCAUUCGCCAGAGUCGGCGACAACCAUGUCAAUCGCCGGUACCACUACGGCGAGCUCCGCCUGACGCGCAUCAACCGGGCCGCCUUCUUCUUCAGGGGCAGUCUGGCCUACUUCCACAUCUACCCGCAAUGGGGUUCCUGGAUACACCACACCCUGGCCCCCAUCGUCACGCUGUUUGCCGUCUGCUCCGUGGUGCUCAACUCGAUGCAGGUCAGUCUUGCUGCCAUGGAUCUGAGCCACCAGCCGGAGGGAGGAGCAUGGACGAGACUCAUCGACGCCUCGCUCUGGUUUCCGAUUGCCGUGAUGCUCGCCAUAGCCCUCGUGCUUGCCGUCGCAUUGAUUGGAGUGGGCUAUAUGGGUAUGAAGGAUCUGGCCCGUGGGAACGAGGUGCGGCAGCGGAAGAAGCAGGGAGACCCGUACGCUGGGUCGCGGAGCCACGGCAUGGUCUGGUAGCGACUGACCACUUGGUUCCCCUCUCAUCUGCACAAAAGAAAGGCCAGCGGGAUAUUUCAGUUCGCGCC
This is a messenger RNA of Chaetomium strumarium, 1678 nucleotides long. RefSeq lists its product as uncharacterized. NCBI's taxonomy places the organism in Eukaryota, Fungi, Ascomycota, Sordariomycetes, Sordariales, Chaetomiaceae. The transcript has 2 exons. Bases 306 to 1610 code for a protein of 434 amino acids. The record is from RefSeq and is a predicted model, not a curated record.